AUGAAAGGGCUACAAAAACCAUCAUUGUUCUCGGCAGCGACUGAGACACUGAUCGCGAACUUAUCACCCUGCUUAAACAGCCAUAAACGAAGAUAUAUUCAAGGAGUUGUCACACUCCUAUGGCCUUUCUCUCUUUCUAGUAAAAAAUUUAGCCUUCUACUUUCAGAGCCUGAUUUUCGGUUACGAGGAUCUAAGGGCCAAGUCAAAGUCAUUUUCCAUAACAAUGCAGCAGAGAAAGUCUCGCAGUCUGGGGUCGAAAUAGGGGAUACCGUUUUCAUAAGCCUAGACGGUGUUAGCUGGAAAGAUGUCGAUGGGAACGACUCGGACUCACGUGGAAUUGAGUGGGAUCUCGAGUUUGACAAACGUGUUUUGUUCGAAGUUUAUCGACAGUCUAAGCCUUUUGCUGUUGUGGAUCUUAAAGACACCCCAAACGAAAUAAUCAAAGAUUCUGUGUAUGAUGGGGAUUCUCCAGUGCCAACCACGACAAUCCCUUCAAUCACUCUGUCCGAACUCACCAACAAAACAUGGUCAUCCCCAGCCUUUUCUCGGUCUCUUGCAAGGCCAAUGCUAUCUUGUGGUGCUGAUGAAGAUAGCUUCGCCUUAGGAAGGGGUAGAAAACGAACAAAAUUUGGAAGGUUGAGCAGUGAAUGGGUCUAUGUUGGUUCCUCAUCCAACCCGCCAACGGUUUCCCGCCAAACCGAGGAAUCGGAAUUCCAAACCGACCUUCAGGAUGCCGACUCUCCAUCACUCUAUCUCCCCUAUGAGACAGGCACAGCAAGCCCUGUCGGACAGCAUGUCGAACACCAAACAUUUACUCUCGCCAUUCCCAAACCACCCACUUUAGCCGACGACAAAAUCGGUAUUUCCUCAGAUUCCCCCGAGAUGCGUAGCUCACCUAGAUCUGUUGAAAGAAACUCAAACCUAGAGGAUUACUGUCCGCCCACUGUAGGAAUACUUCAAAGAGCAAUACGAAAAGGUGAUACUCCUGAAACCCUCAACACCCUUAGAUUGGCUACUACUCGAUCUGGAUUAGAAGGCCGACGCGACGACCGGAAUUUCGGUCAAUGUGAAGUCAAUGUAUCACACAGCAUGUCUUCUCCAAAAAUCCUGCCCGCAAAUUUUUCGGCGAUAAACAUGGCGUCGCCAUUGAACACUUCUCUCUCAUCACAUAUAGUUGAACCGGCAGACAAAAAUACUAUUAGUGAAAAGGAACGGGGCAUUUCAGAGUUUAGAGAACCAAUUCAGAUUGAGCGUGUAUCUGAGAAUCAACUGCAAUCCGCAGGGACUUCAAGUGUAAAAUCCGAAUACGAAGAGCUGGCAGAAAACGACUUAUCUGACAGAAACCAAAGACUCUCUAUGAAUACGGAAGAUUCGUCGAGAUUCAGGGGUGGUGACACAUACCAGCCAAGCGUAGGAAAAAAUGCCAACUUGUCAGCAGGCACAGAUUCUCACGAGCCAUACUACAGUUUCGAUGUUGAAGAGUCAGAAAACAUACCGGUAUAUUCGCCGACCGCAUUGCCUUCUCCCAAAAAAAUAAUCGCCCCCUACCGUGGUGACAGAGAGGAACAUUACAAUAAUUCAACUCUCGUUCAGGUACCAGAGGCACCUUUUAGUUCUGGAGAAAUGCUAGCAAGCCGUUCCUCUCCUUCAGCCUGCUCUGUACACUCUGCACCAGACACACAAAAAGCUGCUAGGUCUCCACGGGCUAUGUCCGUAGCAUCUACACCAGAAAACGCCGGAAAUAUGGAGAUAGAACCAGGGAGGAAAGAAAUAGGGGACGCUACGGCAAGUACGAAGGUUUCUGCCUUGCUGCCUUCGCAUCGUGAGGAAGUUUCUGGUUGCGAAAUCGAAAACACGCAGCAACAUAAUUCUUCGCGCUCAUACGUUCGUAGCAAGUUCUAUGUGGACCCUUCUGUAUACCUUGACAACACCGGCUCCAGCAGUGCAACCUUCGAACACUCGAUAAGCGAAAAUGCUCUGUUACAUACUCCCAUUAAUAAAACACCGUACCACCUACUUCAUCCACCGCCAAUAUCUGAUACCCACGCAUCUCAAACCUCGCCGUCUCUUAGCCUUUCACAGCAACGCCAGCCUUUUCCUGAAUUGGCAUACGUAGCUGAGCCGGGACCAGCGUUCCCCUCUGCAUUAGAAGGUUCUUUUGGACCCUUGUCACAUAACACUUUCAAUAUGCUUGAGCAGCAUCCUCCGCUCAUGCAUCAUACAGACACUGCCCCGUCGGAGUCCGAGUUGGAUUCCAAUAAAGGGAACUCGACCACAAACAUGGAUAUAAUCGAAUACAAUUGCUUCUCAACGCCACUGCGAUCCCCUUGCCUCGGAUCCGACGCGUCCAGCCCAGGCUUCAAACAUCCAUUCCCGCUUGAAAAUCAGCUCAACAGUCAUGUUUCGGGACUUCGAACGAAGCUAUCUUAUUUUUGCCCGCUUUCGCUGCUUCUUGAUAAUUUCAACCAGACCACCGACACAAUUUCAGUUAUUGUGUCGCAAUCUUCUGUCUCGCGGGCCACUCGCGUUCCGCGUGAUCAUUUUAUCACUUUGCAUCUCACGGAUUCGUCUAUCAGGGGAAGUACUGUCUGUGCCCAAAUUUUCUGCAAAGAUAAAACGUGUCUUCCCGCUUGUAUUCAAGGCGACAUUGUCUUGUUGAGAAACUUUAAAGUGGAGAGCGUUGGCCAUAAGAUGAUGUUGAACAGCAUGGGUGAAAGCUCUUGGGCAGUCUUCUCUCAAGGGGCUCCAGGAGAUGUGCAAAUCAAGGGCCCUCCUGUGGAGUUUGGUGAAGAGGAAUUGGCUUAUGUUUCUGAUUUGUACCAGUGGUAUACUAAUGAUGGUCAGGCUUUGGUUGCUCAGGAGACGGCACGGUUGAGGGACAGCAGAAGUGCCGAAACACGGAGCAGUCUUGCACCAAGUGAAAAUAGCAGCGUCACGAGUCGUGGUCAAGACAGCAUAGCUAGGAAAUAUCAUAGGAGAAAAUCCACCCCUCGAAGAAUUGUCGUACAUGAACUCAGAGGCGGUAGGAAAUAUUUAGAUGCCGGUUCACCUUCUGACAAAGAAAGCAUCCAUGAAUUAAGGGACGGCACGGUCUAUACUCAUCUCUGA
Messenger RNA from Ophidiomyces ophidiicola, 3108 nucleotides. RefSeq lists its product as uncharacterized. The transcript is spliced from 2 exons. Gene Ontology annotation, cellular component: chromosome, telomeric region. The record is from RefSeq and is a predicted model, not a curated record. Bases 1 to 3108 code for a protein of 1035 amino acids. Gene Ontology annotation, biological process: telomere maintenance. Gene Ontology annotation, molecular function: DNA binding. NCBI's taxonomy places the organism in Eukaryota, Fungi, Ascomycota, Eurotiomycetes, Onygenales, Onygenaceae.